AGGGAGGUUGUGGAGGUGUUAUUACAGAACAAGGCAAAUAUGGAUGAGAAAGAUCAAGAAGGCAGCACACCUCUACAUCUUGCAGCCUACCAGGGACAUAGGGAGGUUGUGGAGGUGUUAUUACAGAACAAGGCAAAUGUGCAUGAGAAACGUAAUGAUGGCUGCACACCUCUACAUAAUGCAGCCUACCAGGGACAUCGGGAGAUUGUGGAGGUGUUAUUACAGAACAAGGCAAAUGUGGAUGAGAAACAUCAAGAAGGCAGCACAUCUCUACAUCUUGCAGCCUACCAGGGACAUAGGGAGGUUGUGGAGGUGUUAUUACAGAACAAGGCAAAUGUGAAUGAGAAACGUAAUGAUGGCCGCUCACCUCUACAUCAUGUGGCCUACCACGGACACAGGGAGGUUGUGGAGGUGUUAUUACAGAACAAGACAAAUGCAUAUGAGAAAGAUAAGGAAGGCCGCACACCUCUACAUGAUGCAGCCUGGCAGGGACACAGGGAGGCUGUGGAUGUGUUAUUACAGAACAAGGCAAAUGUGGAUGACAAACGUGAUGAUGGCCGCACACCUCUACAUCUUGCAGCCUCCCACGGACAUAGGGAUGUUGUGGAGUUGUUACUACAGAACAAGGCAAAUGUGGAUGAGAAACGUCAAGAUGGCAGCACAUCUCUACAUGAUGCAGGCUACCGGGGACAUAGGGAGGUUGUGGAGUUGUUAUUACAGAACAAGGCAAAUGUGAAUGAAAAACGUAAUGGUGGCCGCACACCUCUACAUCAUGCAGCCAACCAGGGACACAGGGAGGUUGUGGAGGUGUUAUUACAGAACAAGACAAAUGUAGAUAAGAAAGAUAAGGAAGGCCGCACACCUCUACAUGAUGCAGCCUGGCAGGGACACAGGGAGGUUGUGGAUGUGUUAUUACGGAACAAGGCAAAUGUGGAUGACAAACGUGAUGAUGGCCGCACAUCUCUACAUGAUGCAGCCUACCGGGGACAUAGGGAGGUUGUGGAGGUGUUAUUACAGAACAAGGCAAAUGUGAAUGAGAAACGUAAUGAUGGCACCACACCUCUACAUCGUGCAGCCUACCAGGGACAUAGGGAGGUUGUGGAGUUGUUAUUACAGAACAAGGCAAAUGUGGAUGAGAAACAUCAAGAAGGCAGCACACCUCUACAUCUUGCAGCCUCCCACGGACAUAGGGAGGUUGUGGAGUUGUUAUUACAGAACAAGGCAAAUGUGGAUGAGAAAGAUAAGGAAGGCCGCACACCUCUACAUCGUGCAGCCUGGCAAGGACAUCGGGUGGUUGUGGAUGUGUUAUUACGGAACAAGGCAAAUGUGGAUGACAAACGUGAUGAUGGCCGCACACCUUUACAUGAUGCAGCCAGGCAGGGACACAGGGAGGUUGUGGAGGUGUUAUUACAGAACAAGGCAAAUGUGGAUGGGAAAGAUAAGGAAGGCCGCACACCUCUACAUCUUGCAGCCUCCCACGGACAUAGGGAGGUUGUGGAGUUGUUAUUACAGAACAAGGCAAAUGUGGAUGAGAAAGAUAAGGAAGGCCGCACCCCUGUACAUCGUGCAGCCUGGCAAGGACAUCGGGUGGUUGUGGAUGUGUUAUUACGGAACAAGGCAAAUGUGGAUGACAAACGUGAUGAUGGCCGCACACCUUUACAUGAUGCAGCCAGGCAGGGACACAGGGAGGUUGUGGAGGUGUUAUUACAGAACAAGGCAAAUGUGGAUGGGAAAGAUAAGGAAGGCCACACACCUCUACAUCUUGCAGCCUCCCACGGACAUAGGGAGGUUGUGGAGUUGUUAUUACAGAACAAGGCAAAUGUGGAUGAGAAAGAUAAGGAAGGCCGCACACCUCUACAUCGUGCAGCCUGGCAAGGACAUCGGGUGGUUGUGGAGGUGUUUUUACAGAACAAGGCAAAUGUGGAUGAGAAACGUGAAGGUGGCAGCACACCUCUACAUCUUGCAGCCUACCAGGGACAUUGGAUCGUUGUGGAGUUGUUAUUACAGAACAAGGCAAAUGUGGAUGAGAAAGAUAAGGAAGGCCGCACACCUCUACAUCGUGCAGCCUGGCAAGGACAUCGGGUGGUUGUGGAUGUGUUAUUACGGAACAAGGCAAAUGUGGAUGACAAACGUGAUGAUGGCCGCACACCUUUACAUGAUGCAGCCAGGCAGGGACACAGGGAGGUUGUGGAGGUGUUAUUACAGAACAAGGCAAAUGUGGAUGGGAAAGAUAAGGAAGGCCGCACACCUCUACAUCUUGCAGCCUCCCACGGACAUAGGGAGGUUGUGGAGUUGUUAUUACAGAACAAGGCAAAUGUGGAUGAGAAAGAUAAGGAAGGCCGCACCCCUGUACAUCGUGCAGCCUGGCAAGGACAUCGGGUGGUUGUGGAUGUGUUAUUACGGAACAAGGCAAAUGUGGAUGACAAACGUGAUGAUGGCCGCACACCUUUACAUGAUGCAGCCAGGCAGGGACACAGGGAGGUUGUGGAGGUGUUAUUACAGAACAAGGCAAAUGUGGAUGGGAAAGAUAAGGAAGGCCACACACCUCUACAUCUUGCAGCCUCCCACGGACAUAGGGAGGUUGUGGAGUUGUUAUUACAGAACAAGGCAAAUGUGGAUGAGAAAGAUAAGGAAGGCCGCACACCUCUACAUCGUGCAGCCUGGCAAGGACAUCGGGUGGUUGUGGAGGUGUUUUUACAGAACAAGGCAAAUGUGGAUGAGAAACGUGAAGGUGGCAGCACACCUCUACAUCUUGCAGCCUACCAGGGACAUUGGAUCGUUGUGGAGUUGUUAUUACAGAACAAGGCAAAUGUGGAUGAGAAAGAUAAGGAAGGCCGCACACCUCUACAUCGUGCAGCCUCCCACGCACAUAGGGAGGUUGUGGAGUUGUUAUUACAGAACAAGGCAAAUGUGGAUGAGAAAGAUAAGGAAGGCCGCACACCUCUACAUCGUGCAGCCUGGCAAGGACAUCGGGUGGUUGUGGAGGUGUUAUUACAGAACAAGGCAAAUGUGGAUGAGAAACGUCAAGAUGGCAGCACACCUCUACAUCUUGCAGCCUACCAGGGACAUCGGGUGGUUGUGGAGGUGUUAUUACAGAACAAGGCCAAUUUGGAUGAGAAACGUCAAGAUGGCAGCACACCUCUACAUGAUGCAGCCUGGCAGGGACAUAGGAAGGUUGUGGAGUUGUUAUUACAGAACAAGGCAAAUGUUUAUGAGAAAGACGAUAAAGAAGAAACUGCUUUACAAAAAGCAGAGGCGCAACAUCACGAUGAUAUCGCAAGGAUUAUAACUGAGGCAACAACUUUACAUGACCUGACAACCAACCAUGGUACAAUUAUAGAUAAGGUGACAACCGAUGGCCAGUUUCUUAUGAAAUCAUCGUCAAUUCCACACGGAAGCUAUAACAAUGGCGGUUGGCUUACAUCCACACCACUAACAUCAACGUGCCCAGUGAACCAGACAUCAGUAGAACUGCCAGGGGUGUAUGUUCCGGGCCAACUAGGACAGGCAGUUUCCACAGACAGACAAAGUGUUAUGGAAGAGAGAUACAUCGCCUUGAAGUCAUCCCAACCAUAUCAUAUAGACGGAAAUCUUAACAACCUCCUUACAGAUCCUGCACGCUUGGAGAUACGUUCACCCAAUCAAAGAUCAGAAACCAUAUAUGGAAUCUCAAGUCAUGUUCCCACCUAUGUCCAUGCUCCAGUAGUUGGUGACACAUUGCCUAGUUCAGAUGCCACUAGUAAUUCUGAGAAUGUCAUCAUUCACUACACUGAGUCUGGGGAAAUGAUAGAGCUGCAGCAGCUCUAAAAGUGGUCUAGAAAGGAGUUAUCAUUGUUAUUAUGGUGUCCAGUGUUUCAGUAUACAUAAACAGUUUUACAACCUCCAUUCGGAGUCAGUCGUCCGAAUUUGGUUUGCAGAAAAUAACGAGUUAUUUGUAAUUUGUGUCGAUGUAGCAUUGAUGUUUCGGUAAGCAUAUCAAUUCCA
Haliotis rufescens (red abalone) is the source of this 3984-nucleotide messenger RNA. RefSeq names its product serine/threonine-protein phosphatase 6 regulatory ankyrin repeat subunit B-like. Gene Ontology annotation, molecular function: protein binding. NCBI's taxonomy places the organism in Eukaryota, Metazoa, Mollusca, Gastropoda, Lepetellida, Haliotidae. The coding region runs from base 40 to 3807 and encodes 1255 amino acids. The record is from RefSeq and is a predicted model, not a curated record. The transcript has 2 exons.